GACAAACGCCUUUUUAAACAUUGACAUGUCAUUGGUUGAAUCAUUGCAUGCAUGACAAAUCAAAGUGUCUUGGAAGGCCUACCUGAUAAGAGAAGUCCUCAGCGACGAACAGUCUACCAGCAGUAUCAACCAAGUAGUAGAUAAAAACUUGUCUGUUUAUCAACAUCAAUCACUAUUGAUUAAUUUCGAAGACAAACCGGGGUGAAUAAAUACAAGAAUUAUGAUUCGUGGAAUAAUUAUAUACCUAGUAUUAGGAGCUAUAAUUCCCCAUACCGAAACAGUCCUAACAGUAGUUGAUAUAGCACUCCAAGCGUACGAUGUUAUUUCUUUUGGAGUUGAUUUCAUUGAAAAGUAUGUUUUGGGAGAUCCAUAUAGUGAUUCUCUUCAACAACUGCAGCGCAGCAUUGAUCUUAUCCACACAAAAUUAGAUUACCUCACUGAUGUUGUCGAUCGUCUUCUACAACUAGUUAAAGAACUGCCUUAUACUCUUCGUAUCACCGAGCAUGUCGAGAAAAUCAAAAGCUGUACAACAGACAUGAACAAUUUCUUUUCAAGGCCAACAAACGCUGCUGCUCUCGAAAAUUUACAAAAAUGUUAUGAUAUCAUGGUGAAUGUGCGUGCUAUUGGUAACUAUCUUUCAGGCGGCGCCAUUGCAGGAUCACCACCUCUCUUUGAUAUGUACCGUCAAAAAGAAGGCACAUAUCAUGGCGAAACUAUAAAAAAUAUGUUCACCUAUUUGUACACCUAUUUUAUAAACGGCUGUGCUGUUGUGGUGACUGCAGAGGGUUCCAAAUAUCACGGUUCGUCAAAAUUUUAUCAACAAGAGUGUAAAGCUAAAGUUGGUGCCAUACAAAAUUAUAUGAAAACAUUCUUUUCUAAAUGUAUACGUGAAAUGUGUCCUCACUUCAUUUCAACAGCAACGGCUAAACUUUCAGAAAUAUCUGAUUCAACAAGUGCCCACUUAGCUAUGACCGAUGCCUUUCCUUGGUUUCAGUUUCUUGUACUCCAGACAAGCACAACCAAUCCAAAUAUAACUGAAGAUGGGACAUUUAAGAUGAAGUCGAAAAAUUUUGCAGGCACACAAACAUUUCAUCUUUUCUGGACCGAUUCGUUUGUCAGGUUUAAAAGACAGGGAACUGGAGCGACGUUAGACAUAGCAGUGGAUACAAACCAUUUGGUCAACUCCUAUUACGGGAACCUGGAUAUGACAACAAACCAGCAAGGUUCAAUGACGCAUUUCAUAUCUUUUACAACCGAUACAAGUAUUGAUCAUUGCAAUUACGUUACUGGUGUUAAUUCCGCUCACAGGUUUAAAUCAGAAAAUUCGACAUGUCUUCUUGGAAUAUUUUUUACGCUCUUUAUUAUUUCAAUAACGUAUAAUGGAUGAAAAAUGCAAAUAAAUAAGUAUGUGUG
Messenger RNA from Mytilus trossulus (common blue mussel), 1413 nucleotides. RefSeq lists its product as uncharacterized. The record is from RefSeq and is a predicted model, not a curated record. Bases 221 to 1387 code for a protein of 388 amino acids. The transcript has 2 exons. Lineage: Eukaryota; Metazoa; Mollusca; Bivalvia; Mytilida; Mytilidae.